Messenger RNA from Lepus europaeus (European hare), 5008 nucleotides. RefSeq names its product ANTXR cell adhesion molecule 2 (gene ANTXR2). The coding region runs from base 393 to 1859 and encodes 488 amino acids. Gene Ontology annotation, cellular component: membrane. Gene Ontology annotation, molecular function: signaling receptor activity. Lineage: Eukaryota; Metazoa; Chordata; Mammalia; Lagomorpha; Leporidae. The record is from RefSeq and is a predicted model, not a curated record. The transcript has 17 exons.
CAACAAAGUUUCUGCGCGCGGAGCGGACUCGGGCGGCGGGGCAGGGGCCCCUGGAGGAGGCGUCGCCGUGUCCAGAGCCGCGCUCAGCCGCGGGACUUCGGCCUGUGGGAACCUCGGUGCGGGGGGACAGUUCGCGUGCGCCCGUGGCCGUGGGCCUUGGUGGUCCGCUCGCGCGCCCGCUGCGAUCUGUCCGGAGUUGGGGCGACAGCUGCGGCGCGCGUGGAGCCUCCCUUUGUCCUCUUGGACCUCCCUCCCCGGCGCUCGCCCGCCCUAGCUGCGCGGCUGGGUCUCUGGGUCCUGCGACCCCGCCGGCUCCCGCCACCCUCGCGUGCCGGCCAAGCCGAGCCCAGGGGACUGCGAGCGGGAGGCAGUCGCAGGCCCCCGGCCGCAGGAUGGUGGCGGGGCGGACCCCGGCCCGCAGUCCCGGGAGCUGGCUGCUGCCCGGGCUGUGGCUGCUGGCGCUAGGUGGGCCCGGGGCGCUGCUGCACGCCCAGGAGCAGCCCUCCUGCAGAACAGCCUUUGAUCUCUACUUCGUCCUGGACAAGUCUGGGAGUGUGGCAAACAACUGGAUUGAGAUUUACGAUUUCGUGCAGAAACUUACAGAAAGAUUUGUAAGCCCUGAAAUGAGAUUAUCUUUCAUUGUGUUUUCUUCUCAAGCAACCAUUAUUUUGCCAUUAACUGGAGACAGGGGCAAAAUCACCAAAGGCUUGGACGAUUUAAAGAAAGUUAGUCCUGUAGGAGAGACGUAUAUCCAUGAAGGACUGAAACUAGCGAAUGAACAAAUUCAGAAAGCAGGAGGCUUAAAAACCUCCAGUAUCAUAAUUGCUCUGACAGAUGGUAAGUUGGACGGUCUGGUGCCAUCAUAUGCAGAGAAGGAGGCAAAAAUAUCCAGAUCCCUCGGGGCUAGUGUGUAUUGUGUGGGUGUCCUUGACUUUGAACAAGCUCAGCUUGAAAAAAUUGCUGAUUCCAAGGAACAAGUUUUCCCUGUCAAAGGUGGAUUUCAGGCCCUUAAAGGAAUAAUUAAUUCUAUACUGGCUCAGUCAUGUACCGAAAUCCUGGAAUUGCGUCCCUCAAGUGUCUGUGUGGGGGAGGAAUUUCAGAUUGUUUUGAAUGGGAGAGGAUUCUCGUUGGGCAGUCGGAAUGGCAGUGUGCUCUGUACCUACGCUGUAAAUGAGACAUACACGAAGAGUGUAAAGCCAGUAAGUGUGCAGCUCAAUUCUAUGCUUUGUCCUGCACCCGUCCUGACUAAGGCUGGAGAAACUCUUGAUGUGUCAGUGAGCUUUAAUGGAGGAAAAUCUGUCAUCUCAAGUUCAUUAAUAAUCACAGCCACAGAGUGUUCUAAUGGGAUUGCGGCCCUCAUCGCUGUUUUGGUGUUGUUGCUGCUCCUGGGCAUUGGUUUGAUGUGGUGGUUUUGGCCUCUCUGCUGCAAAGUGGUUAUCAAGGAUCCUCCUCCACCACCACCGCCUGCACCAGAAGAGGAGGAACAGGAGCCUCUACCUACCAAGAAAUGGCCAACAGUGGAUGCCUCUUAUUAUGGUGGUCGAGGGGUUGGAGGAAUUAAAAGAAUGGAGGUGCGUUGGGGUGACAAAGGAUCUACCGAGGAAGGUGCAAGGCUAGAGAAAGCCAAAAAUGCUGUGGUGACAAUUCCUGAAGAAUCAGAGGAACCCGUGCGGCCUAGACCACCCCGACCCAAACCCACAUACCAGCCCCCUCAGACGAAGUGGUACACACCGAUUAAGGGCCGUCUCGAUGCACUCUGGGCUUUGUUGCGGCGACAGUACGACCGGGUUUCCUUGAUGCGACCUCAGGAAGGAGAUGAGGGCCGGUGCAUAAACUUUUCUCGAGUUCCAUCUCAGUAAAAGGGAAACAGGAAGACCUAGAGGGUACGAAGAUGGCACACUUUCACACUGCUGAUUUCCAACCAAAUGAAACAAAUCAAGUGCAUUUCAGAAGCUUUUGGAAGAGCACCUUAAUUCCUUCCAGUCAAGAAAUGUUUUCUCUGCCUUCUGCUUUGCUUGCACUGAACAUUUUCAAACACUUGUUCUGCCGUCUACACAGGAGGUGAUGAAACCCAGUUGUAUCUUGUGAUUCGUGACCUUGAAAGUAAAGAGGGACAUUUAUUCAAGGAAGUUUGUAUGUGUAGAAGAAGCCAAAGCAACAACAGCAAUGGCAACACGAAGAGGACAUCAAAGCCAGGAGCACCGAGCAAGUAGCCAUGAUGGGUCGUUAAUGGAGACAGGAGUUUUUUACACGGCACUUGUGUCUGUAUAAUGCAAGAGCUUUAGCCAGAGGCAGAGGAUGAAAUUUCCAACCAGGCUAAGCAAAUUAUGGAGUCCACUGCCUUAUAGCUAUGUCAGAUCACGAACUCCUUCCGAGUCCCCUAUCACAGUGUGCCUUACGGGAAGUUUCUGACUGGAAAAUCUUGUCAUUCUAACACUGAAAAGUGCACACGCAUGACAAAAUGUAGACACAAUGCCUCAAGGUAUUGGUAGCAAGCAAGAUUUUGCCCUUUUGUUUCUGAAGACACCUUUCUUUCAUUAUGCACUGGGGACAAGAAAAUUAAUAGAGCGUUAUUCCACAGGAAGACAGUCCUCUAACCAGAGAUCUGAAACGGAGACUAAGGGACUCACGGUUUGAGCCCUGAUGCCUGUGACUGGUAGAUUCCCCCUUUUCCUGUGUUUUGGAUUUAGUAGUGCAUAAAGCAUUAGUAUCUGUAAACAUACCCAGGAGUUUGUUUGGCUUUUAAUUUAAAGGAAGCAGUACCCACAAAGCUUCCGCUCAGGGUUUUUUCUUCCUUCAGGUCUCCAAGGGCUCUUCAGCGUCACAAGCCAGCAACUCUCUUUGCAUGAAAAUUUCAAAGUUUAAUUAAUAUAAUUAAAGGCAACAGCAAGCAGCAGCCUGUGAAGAUUUUGCUCAUCUUUUUUAUGCCUUUUGACAUUGAAUGACCUAUUACUGUAUGCGCAUUACUUGGAUGUUGAGGAGCACUCUACCUUGGUUACGAUUCAGUAGAGAGAAAAGGCCCCCUUUCUUCAAUCCGUAAAUUACAGUUUCAGCAGGGUCGCCAUCACAUACCAUUGGCGAUGUAUGUAUUCUAAUGUAUUAGAAAAACCACCAUCGUGUCACGUCGGCGAUGCCAAGUUAUGUUAGCGUGAGCAAAAACACUGUGGGGGCGGAAGAAGGCAGCAGCUGAAGAAAAAAGCUCAAAUGAUCUAGUCACUUUCGAUACUGUACUUCAGAUGCGAAAUGGAUAUUCGACUCGAAACCUGACAAAGUGCGCCUGCUUUGAUGUGAACUGGUAUAGACAAUGACCAGUGGCCGGGUCAGUGGGAUGUCUCUCUGCGAGCACAAAGGCUUAUCAAAUGACACUAAAAAUAAGUUCAACAACCAUCAUGUUGGAAGGGAGAAGGCGAACAUUUCAUGUUUGGCGGGCAUGUGAGUGCACAAGAUGGAAAGAGCGAUUUGGAGCAUCCUGGUGUAAUUACCCCCAUUGUGCACUUAAUGGAAAUUUCAAUGGAUGGGAGUGAUUCUGUUGGUUUGGUGUCCAGGUUUGUGGCACUGCUCCAAGAAGCCUAUGCACACACACAAAUAUAUGUAUGUAUGUAUAUAUAUAUAUAUAUAUACACACAUAUAUGUAUAUAUAUGUAUAUAUAUAUGUGUAUAUAUAUAUAUUUGUAUCCUCUAGCUUGAAUCUUUUGCUCAAAUUUAUUUAUGUCACUGGCUGGCUGGAUCCAAAGUCAUGUGUCCACAUAUUCAUAAAUAAAAUUUUUAAUCUGUGUCUGUGUUACCAUUUCCUUUAAGCACUCAUGAAGCUCAUGUCUUCUUUGAUUGAAUUUAGCAUUGUCCUGAUUAGUUUCUGGGAAAAAAUGUGUUUAUUUCCAAUAUGCCCCUCUAUUGGUAGUAUUUGUGCAUGCAAGUGUAAUGUUGAAGCCUAAUACAGUACACACAACCCUUUUUGCAGUGAGUUCUCAUAGCUCUUUGUUCUGCAUUUGCAUUUGGAACAAGACUUUGUUGCUACUUUCUCUAGUGGAUACUUCAUUUCUGAUCGGUGUACACCAAUGGAUGGUAUUUUAAAAGCAUUAAGAGAAUUAAGUAUAAAAGUUUAAGUUACAUUUAUUAUUAGCUGCUUAAACUUUCUGUAGUAUCCUAUAGCGUAUUUCCAUGUUGCUGAACUUCUCUGCUUUAAGUGAUUAGUUUUUAGGGGAUCGUGACACAAAUGCUAUGAAGAUCUCUGACUGGAGAAGGAGAGUCAUUGGUCUAUAUGUAGGCUUGGAAAAUACCAUUCAUAAAGUUCAGAGACAGAUAGAAUUUCAUUGCCCUUAAAGAUACGAACCAGUUGUGUGAUAAGCUUUCUUCUGACUAUUCUAAGUAGAGAAUGAGAAGAACACAUUUUAAGGAGUAGUUUUCUUACCAAACGACUACAUUUAAAAUAGCUCUACAUCUUGACGUCAGUAACACAGGUUAGAAUAAAGCUUCUUCUAUAAAUUUCAUUUAAAGAAAUAGCUCCUGUUUAACUUCCUGGACAUGUCAGUCAAGAUUUUUCUGUGUGUAAAGGAAGAAGUCUUAUCCAUAAUCCAUUUGUGUUGCAUAAGGUUGCAAAAACAAUUAAGUGGGAAAUGACUCCUAACUUAUGUGCCUACUCUGCCUAGAAAGAAAGUUUUGAAGGCAUCUAUAUAUAUUUCAUAACAAUGUCUGUUCUUUAUGGAUUUGAUCCAUAAAUAUUUAUCUAUCUGAAAACUUUGAUACUUGGAAUGUUUUCCUUAAAGCAUUUGGUGCUCCAAGAAAAAACAUUUGGUGCUAAGAGUUGCAGCAAUGAUGCCUUUCCCCAAGCUAAUUCUAUUUUAAAAAUUUGUAUUUCCUUCCCAAUGAUAUGCACAGUAAAAUUUGAGACCUUCCAUUCACUAGGGAGCAGCAUCUGUCAUCUAUAAUUACUAUUUUGACAAAAAUAUAUGAGGUCUGAAACCCUAUAUUUCAGGUUGUUAGAGAAAGAAGUGAUUUGCUUAUAUUUCCC